GUGCAAUACCAGGUCCUGCAGGGGCAACAGCUAGCAAGGCGCACCGGCCACACUAUCGAACCUGCGGCAGAAAUUCCCCGACCUGGGUCGACGUGGACAUUGAAGAAGCGGGAGCUGGAGCACAAGCACACGACCGCCCUAUUUUUUCCCAGAGAACUCCACCAUACGCACCGCUCACCACCUCAGCCACGCUCUCUCCCGCCGGCUGCUCUCAAAGUUAUUUCAGCUUCAGCUCUCCAAACAACUUCACCCACCGGACCGAGCGAUAUAAAAAUUACCGCGCCGGACACCGACUACAUCAAACUUUAAGCAACCCGCUUCCAGUACAGCAUUUCUAUCACAAUGGCUCCCCCGCCGCCCGCCGACCUGCCUCUUGCGCAGAGGAUUCAAAAGCUGGCACAGACCCUGCAGUUCGCUUGGUUCGCUGGACAUGCCACCCUUCUUCUUUGCGUCACCCGCUACGCCUUCUCGUGGCUGCGCAUGAACUACUAUGGUCGUAUGGCCCAGUUCUGCUACCGCACCACCUUCCUCUCCGCUGCCCUCACAUACGGUAUCGUGGUUUACAAGACAUGGCGCGCUCGUCAGAAGACCGGUGCUAAGCCGGCCAACUUUGUCAGCUACCUCACCGACGAGAACGUUCAGUACCUCCUUUUGGCCCUUGUCUGGCUCUUCAUGCCCCAGUAUCCCAUCGCCAUGCUUCCCUUCGCCAUCUACUCGGUCUUCCAUGUCGCUACCUACACUCGUGCGAACUUGAUCCCGACUAUCAUGCCCCCAACCAAGGUGGCCCCUGCCGCCGGAGCUUCGCCCAGCGCCAAGCCCCAGUACACUCAGCACCCUAUGUCCGACGCGAUUGGCAGUUUCGUUAAGCAGUACUACGAUUCGUCCAUGUCGGUCGUUGCCAACAUUGAGCUCGUCCUCUGGAUCCGUAUCCUCCUCUCUGCCAUCAUCUUCCAGCGCCGCUCCUGGAUCCUGCUCGUCAUCUACACCGUCUUCCUUCGCACCCGCUUUGCUCAGAGCAGCCACGUCCAGAACUCGUUCAGCACCUUUGAGGCCCGCAUCGACAACCUCAUUGGCGCUCAGGGCACCCCUCCGGCUGCUCGUCAGGCUUGGGAGACCGUCAAGGGCCUUGCCCGUCAGUUCCACCAGGCUACUGAUAUCAACAAGUACAUCAGCGGUGCCGCUGCCCCUAAGAAGACCUCUUAAGUUCUCGGCUACCGCCGAAGCUCGAGAUGUUUGGGCAUUGAUGACAAGAUUGCUUCGCGCAUGCGCAUGCUAGCGCGACCUAGGCAAGACAACAGCCGAGAUUAAUAGCCUGCGGUGCUUCCUUUAGUUCGAAAAUCUUUGGCCCAGAAGCGAAGGAUCGGUCAUACCUUUCGGUUGGGAAGAACAGGACUCUGGAGGGGUCGCGUACCGGGAACUACCUGUUGGCUGGAAGGCAACAUGCCACGGAAAGGGGUAAUAGUGCGUAAUGGCUUCGGAAUGAAGCUCAGUAAUUGUUUAAAAUCAGUUUAUCACUAGGCUUUCAUUGACAGUUUGUUGCAGUGUUACUCUUUCUGGUUGCGGAGAGAAGUGGUUGAAGAAGGGUGUUUGAAUUUCCUAGCUGCUGAAUGCACCAAUGCGUGUAUACCUGGUUUGCUUCUCUGUUAAUUCAUAUCCUAGUCGUAUGAUUAUUACCUAGAAACAUAUUGUCAUCAAGCC
Molecule: messenger RNA, 1698 nt
Organism: Neurospora tetrasperma FGSC 2508
Lineage: Eukaryota; Fungi; Ascomycota; Sordariomycetes; Sordariales; Sordariaceae
Exons: 4
Coding region: 343-1203 (286 amino acids)
Biological process (GO): membrane organization; endoplasmic reticulum tubular network organization
Cellular component (GO): endoplasmic reticulum; membrane
Source: RefSeq, a predicted model, not a curated record